Molecule: messenger RNA, 3824 nt
Organism: Armigeres subalbatus
Lineage: Eukaryota; Metazoa; Arthropoda; Insecta; Diptera; Culicidae
Product: zinc finger matrin-type protein CG9776
Exons: 6
Coding region: 241-3573 (1110 amino acids)
Biological process (GO): negative regulation of DNA-templated transcription; positive regulation of DNA-templated transcription
Cellular component (GO): nucleoplasm
Molecular function (GO): zinc ion binding; nucleic acid binding
Source: RefSeq, a predicted model, not a curated record
CUGUCAUCUGUCAAAUCUUGCUGGCGAAAAAGUGCCGCAUUCGUGUGAUUGGUGUGGCUUUUGAAAAAGUGGUUUUACUGGUUGAUAUUAUCAAUUUUACUAACCAAAUCACCGUAAAUGUAUGGAUAUUUACUACGAGUUUCAUAAAAUCAUAAGGAAUAACAGUGAGCGGUAAAGCAAGAAGAUAAAAACAAGUUAUUUUGUGGCACCCGUAACGGGGUGCAGAAGCCAAAAUCAAAGAUGGACGACAAACGCGAUGGUAAAAAGCGUGAUAAAAAGAUACGAAAAUCGCGUAGCCCUAGUCGUGAAAAACGUCGGACGCCGUCUCGAAGCCCCAGUUAUGGACGUCGACGACGUGACCGCAGUCGCAGCAGGGACCGCAUUCGAAGACGCUCGCCCAGUCCACCGCCGAUGAGGAGACGAGGUCGAGGUCGUCGCAGUCCCAGUCGUAGCCCACCGCCUCCGCCGGGAAUGCAGAUUCCACCACCGCCAAUGAUUGGGAACCCGGCUGCGGUGGCCGCAUCCGCCUACAUGGGAACCGGCCCGCCCAUGUACGAUGCUUAUGGCGGUUAUGCCGUUCCUCCGCCACCAGCACCGACCUACAUGGGAGAUAUGGGCGCGGGUUACGGAGCAUAUGACUACGGAGGGCCGAGCGUGCCGCCGCCGGAUGGUUAUGCUGGUAUGAUGAAUGCCCAAGGCACGAUGAUGAUGGGACAACCAGGACCGCCUGGUGAAGAGUAUGGCGGCGCCGGAGGAUGGAAUGUACAAGAAACCGAAGAAGAGAAACGCAAACGGGAAGCCGCUAUUGCGCUGGAGGUUCGCAACCAGCGCGCAUCGCUAAAGAAACAACGGGAUGAUUACCGCCGGCGUGCAAGUGCCCUAAAACGGGAGUUGAAAACUUUGAAACAGCAGCGUUCGGAUUUGUGCUCGGGACGGGAUCCACCAUCGCCAACGACCAACAGUUUUGUCAAGGAAAACGAUAAGCUACAGUCCCAGAUCCAGAGCAAGAUCAGCACGAUCGAGAACGUGAUAGACAUGCUGGAAGGAAUCAUUGGAAAGGACAAGACACCGACUCCACCACCGCCGCCAAUCAGCGAUUCGCCGAAGAAGUCCUCCAAGAGCCCAAGCAAGGAGCGAGGCAAACGAUCGGAAUCAGGUUCGCCGGAACGACUCAAAAAGGAAGUUCUACAGACAAUGAAGCGUAAGGACAGGAAAGAUGAUAAAUCCGCAGUUAAAACCGAACCAAAUGACGCGGAUCACAAACGGAAGCCGCAGUACAAUUACAUCUACUACGACCCGGAACUGCACUGGUGUUCGGUGUGCAACAUAUUUCCAAAAACGGCCAAGGAAUACCUCAACCACCUGCAUUCGGAACAGCAUCGCUCCAAGUUGACUGGCGAGGUUUCGAAAGAUUUCCCCUGGAGGGAAAAACAAACAACGGAAGAUCCCAAAAACGAUCCGGAUCUACCGAGCAAGCGGACACCCAUCCGAGGGCUGCAGUUCUUCGUACCGGCGACCGCGUGGUAUUGCAAGAUUUGCGACUACUGGAUGGGCGAUCUUCCCAGCGCUUCAGUGCAUCUCAAAUCUUCGAAACACAGCGAUCAGUAUGGGGAAUUUAUUGACUCGCAUACCAACUUCGAGAUCGACUGGAUGUCGGACCGCCAAAAAGCUUAUGAGAAAAUGCGAGAUAGCGAUCGGCAGCCACAAGCGAACACCAAAACGACCGAUAAUGCCACACCGGCAGCCGUGCUGUCCGCCGUUGGAGGAGGUGAUGUUGAUUUCAUAACCGGAAGUUCAUUGCAGAAGGAAUCGGGUGAAGGUAAAAAGCGCAAAAAGUCUAAAGAUGAUAAAAAGGAGAAAAAGAAGAAGAAGCGAUCCAAGAAAAAGAAGAAACGAGCGGCUUCCUCGAGCAGUUCAAGCUCCAGCUCCGAUUCAGAUUCGGACUCGGAUCAAAAGAGCACCAAAGGUGACGGGUUUGAUCCAGCCACAUCGAUUCGGGUUGCCAUGCGAAACUUGCUCAAAGCGCAGGAAGCAGCAAAGGAUGCUCAACAGGUGGAAGAGUCUACUGCAGGCAAAUGGACCGUUGUUCAGACAGCGUCGGUGCCGAAGGAGCUAGCCGCUCCACCCCCUCCCUUCAUGACAGAUGGAGCUGAAAGUCGAGAGAAGAAGCGCGACGAACUGAUGAUUUCGCAGUGGGUCACCCCGGAUCCGAUUAUUUCCGAAUCGGAGAAAAAACUACUGGAGCAGUUGAAAGGUAAGUUGAAGAAACGGGAUGAUGGACCGCCGGGUUCUGGUCGUCAUCAAGACGAUGAAGGUCGUGGUCGAGGUAACGAUAGACGCAGCAAAUCAAAAAGUCCGCCAUGGCGUCGAGGUAGCCGUAGUCCAGGGCGACGUGGUAACAGUCGGAGUCCAAUAAGGCGUUCCAGUCGAAGUCCUAUCAGACGAGGAGGUUUCAGAAGAAGUCCAAUGGAUCGUCGACGAGAACGAGACUUUGAUCGUGGACGGUUCGACAGAAGACGGCGUAGUCGAUCGCGCGGCCGCCGAAGUCCUAGCUAUGGGCGCGGAAGAUUUCGCAUGAGAAGAUCGUAUUCCAGAUCCAGGUCUCGCUCUCGAUCGCGCGGUCGUCGAGUGAUCGAAAAACCGAUCGUCAAUUUCCCUCCGGAGCCGAAACCCAAACCAGAGAAGAAGAUCAAAGAGAAAAAGGACGACGAUAAAAAGGAAAAGAAACCCGUCACGUUGGCCAUCGGUCAAAAGAAGUUGCCAUUCAUUGGACGAAUGCCAGUAUUCAAAAAACAACAACAGGAAGCCAAAAAAGAGGAGGCGACUCCGCCUGAAAACACCAUUGGCUCAGCUACCGCAAGUGUUGAAAACGGAACAAAGCAGCAACCUGAAGAAUUCGUCGACAUGAUGCCGGAUCCGUAUCAGUAUGUUGCCCUAAUGGGUGCACCUCCGCCUCCACCUUCUCACCCAAGCAAACCGGAUAGCAUUCUUCCACCGGGAAUCGAUGAAGCGGAUGCAGAUCUUGUUCCAAAACCCAUCAGCGACGCCCCCAUUCCACGCAAGGGGCCGCUCCCAAAAGAUUUCCAAGAAGCUCUGGACAUUCUCUUCGAUGGCGACAAACCCAAACCAGCGGACAUCAUAGCCAACGAGACCAAACUCCCUGAGAUGGUUCCCCAGGUUCCGAUCGUUCCGAUCAUCGACACCGAUCAACCCCAGAUGAUUGUCCCGGAAGCGAUCGAAAUCUACAACCAACAGAUUGCCGCGCAGUAUAGCACAGCAGUUGUAUCGGCACCGGCCAUCGCCUACGACGAUGAAUCGCAGAAUCAGCCUCUUGAAAUGGCGAAAGCCACCGACAUGGCCGUGGACCAUUCGGCGGACUCACUACCCCCGGCACCGACGGAUAGUUCUCCCCCAAUGCCUCCAACUGGUGAAAACGAGUCAGUGGAGCCAAUGCCGCCUGCUCCUCCACCGCCGGAAAUCGAAAACGAGGAAACGCGUCGGAAACGGGCCGAGCUGGAAGAGCUUGCCAUGCUGGGCAUUGAUGCGGAUGACAUGGCGGCACAAAUUUUCUAAUCUUCAGCACGUUUUAUUUUCUUAGGUUCCUUCCGCUGUUGGGCGCCGCCAUGCGGACGGAGUAGACCGUUCCAAGGCGUAAAUUUGGUCACAUUAAGUAUACAAAUACAGUACACCAAACGUAGCCUACAUCGAUUUUUGUAAGUUCUAAAUAACUUGUAUUUUAUACUACAUUGAUACAUUGAAUGAUUAUCUGAUUAAGAUAUGCAAAACAUGGUUCCCAUUUCCAAUAGACAACUGUUGAAAAUAUA